CUGAGGACAGUCUAGAAAGAAAGCGCAAGGUUCCUAAUCUCACCCCCAUAACCAAUCCAUUGGCCAUGAUGUUGAAAGGAUUGCAGCAAAGAUGGGAAUGUUCUCUACUUGUGCGAUCGUGAACCGAAGCUUCUUUGAUAUCGUGAAAGACAACUAUCCUCCUCCUAUUCCUUGUUGGAGAGAAUGCAAGCCUGUCAGAAUCUUCCAAGAUUUCUGCCUUAUGCUUCAGAGAGAUUGAUUAAGAACAAUAGGAAAAGCAGCAAAUUAAACAUCAUUGACGAUUCACCCGGAUCCAAAGUAUCAGAAGAAGAUUUAAUAACAUUGCCAGGUGCAGUGCAACAGUCCUUGCCACCUUUAAGAAAAGCAAAUGGGACAUUACUACAAAAUGGAUUUAAUGAUGAUUUAGCACUUACUACAAGUAGCUUGCUGAAAAAGAAUGGACCAAUACAAGAAAUCAGGGAGAGACCAAGAUCUGCUGACAUUCUACAAGAACUUUUAGUUCAGGGGAUCUUAAACCAGGCCCACAAUGAAGAGUGGCAAGAGGUUCACAGUCCCAUGUUUGACGUGAAGUCAACUGAGGGAAUUUUAAAGAAACCUCCAUCAAGACUUGACAAACUAAAGAAUGAAAUAACUAUACAAAAGAGUGUGACAAUAGAGGAGAUUGAAAAUAAAAUGAUAGCAGCAGAGGAAAGGAGGAAGAUGAAAGAAGUCAAGUUAAAGGAAAGACUGAAUAAGUUUAAUUCUUCACCGGCGAUAGUACAAGAAGAAACUACUAGGAUACCUCCAGAACCUGACCAGGCAAAAGUGGAAGAAGUUGUUGAGAAAAUAAAUACCAAACACAAAGAAAACCAGCAAGAACAACAGGAGAUCACAAAGGAAAAGGAUGAAAACAGCGACCUAGUUGACGAGAAUGGAUUAAACCAUCAGGAGAGAAAGAUUAAUGCAGGGGACUGUUGUGAGGUUGUAGAAUUUGAUGAUGGACAUUAUUUGACAACAAAAAUAGCUGACGAAGUAAUUGUGAACAAAAUCUGAAUCAAUACUGCACAUGAUACAUCAAUCACCGCCUGUAAUGUCUUAGUGAAAAUUUUCACCUUUGUUGCAUUGUCUUAAACUAAGAUUUGCCAAAAUGUA
Stegostoma tigrinum is the source of this 1131-nucleotide messenger RNA. RefSeq names its product stathmin domain containing 1 (gene stmnd1). The transcript has 7 exons. The coding region runs from base 184 to 1032 and encodes 282 amino acids. Lineage: Eukaryota; Metazoa; Chordata; Chondrichthyes; Orectolobiformes; Stegostomatidae. The record is from RefSeq and is a predicted model, not a curated record.